CAUGUAUUACGGAAGGAUUAACCAAUCAGCGCGCAGUUUGUCUUAAAACGGGUUGGAAAGUAAAUGUUGUGUUUUGUGGGGAUUCUGUAGACCAACCGAUUUUUAUAAACAAGCGGUAGUGAAAAGUGACGAAAGAGAGUUUGUUGAUCUUAAUCAAGAAUUCGUAAAGUGUAUUGAAACACGGUUGUGUGGUGUGUAUCGGUGUGUGAACUGCUUUCUGUCUUCAUUGCGUCAGCAACAACGUGCUGGAGGAACAGAAUGACUGCUGAACUGUGAGCUACAGCUUAAAGGUUUCACUUCUGAACAACUGCUUCUGUAAUACUUUGGAGCAAAAAACACAGCGUUGGAAAUACACAAGACAGGAAUCUGUAAUAUGGAUGAAGGAGAGCUGGUCGAGUAUUUCAGGACGCAGAUGAGCCAAGAUCCAGAUGUGGCCUCUGCUGUGGCAGCCAUCCGCUCUCUGUUAGAGUUCCUGAAGAGGGAUCAGAGUGAGACCAUUUUGGGCCUAAGAGAGAACUUGACCAAAGCCAUCGGCAGGCUGCAGGAGGCUGAUUCCUCUGUGGCCGUGUCAUCAGGAGGAGAACUCUUCCUCCGAUUCAUCAGCCUCACAUCACUGGAGCAUCCAGAUCUCUCCCAGUGCAAGAACGUCAUGGUGGACAGAGGAGAACUUUUUCUGAAGAAGAUUUCUUUGUCCCGAGGCAAAGUGGCCAAACUUUGCCACACGUUUAUUAAAGACGGGGCUAAAAUUCUCACACACUCCUUGUCAAGGGUUGUGCUGAAAGUUCUGGAAAGCGCAGCAGCUGACAAGAAACGUUUUACUGUCUAUGUCACAGAAUCACAGCCGGAUUCAUCUGGUCACCACAUGGCCGAAAAGCUGCGAAGACUCAAUAUCCCAGUUACAAUAGUGCUCGAUGCUGCAGUCGGAUACAUCAUGGAGAAGGUCGACCUGGUGAUUGUCGGUGCUGAGGGUGUCGUUGAAAGCGGAGGCAUUAUAAACAAGAUCGGCACCUAUCAGAUGGCCGUGUGCUCCAAAGCGCACAACAAGCCGUUUUAUGUUGUGGCUGAGAGUUUCAAGUUUGUUCGCCUUUACCCGCUCAACCAGCAGGAUGUACCUGAACGAUUUAAGUAUAAAGCAGAUACACUGAAAACUGCAGAGGACUUUAACCAGGAGCAUCCAAUAAUCGACUAUACGCCUCCAUCUCUCAUCACUCUGCUUUUCACUGACCUGGGUGUGUUAACCCCUUCAGCGGUCAGCGAUGAGCUCAUCAAGCUUUAUUUAUAACGCUCUCUCAUAUCAAAUCAAGGUCCUCGAUGCCAUCUCUCAGAACCAACCACCUUUAUAACGUCCUGGAUUUGAAUAGUCGUACUUGACAUACAGGUGAAAAACGUUUCACUGUACAACAAACACUGACAAAGUAAGAAAAUGGCAUCUUUCUGGUUCUUGCAUUGUUCCUAUUUAAAGUCAAAAUAAACAAUAAAAUGUGAAAUUUUAAUGGACAGAAAUCAGA
Messenger RNA from Tachysurus fulvidraco (yellow catfish), 1508 nucleotides. RefSeq names its product eukaryotic translation initiation factor 2B, subunit 1 alpha (gene eif2b1). Lineage: Eukaryota; Metazoa; Chordata; Actinopteri; Siluriformes; Bagridae. The coding region runs from base 374 to 1282 and encodes 302 amino acids. Gene Ontology annotation, cellular component: eukaryotic translation initiation factor 2B complex. Gene Ontology annotation, molecular function: translation initiation factor activity; guanyl-nucleotide exchange factor activity. The record is from RefSeq and is a predicted model, not a curated record. The transcript is spliced from 9 exons. Gene Ontology annotation, biological process: translational initiation.